This is a messenger RNA of Seriola aureovittata, 2436 nucleotides long. RefSeq names its product protein NLRC3-like. Bases 154 to 2436 code for a protein of 760 amino acids. The record is from RefSeq and is a predicted model, not a curated record. NCBI's taxonomy places the organism in Eukaryota, Metazoa, Chordata, Actinopteri, Carangiformes, Carangidae. The transcript has 6 exons.
UAUUUCACCGCUUCCUGUCAUGCUGCAGAUCUUUUCUCCAUGUGAGGCUUUGCUGAAGCUACAGCGUCUCUAUGACUGGAUGUGAAUUCAGCAUCUGAGCAUUGUCCAAAGGAACAACUGAAUGCAGCUCUUCCAGCAGGUGGGGGCUCGGCUAUGAAUCAGUGUGAAGACAGAGAGGAGGGAGCCCCUCCCUCUAAAACCACUCUGUGUGGGGAACAUGAGAGCCAGACUAAAGAUCAGAGGAUGCAGCAGCAGAGACCAGAGUCUCCUGAACCCAGCUGUGUGUCCAUGAAGAGUGACUGGUCUAUGGGUCGUCCUAUUAACUUUAAAGGUGGACAACCUGCUGAUGGAAGAGUUCAGCAGGAAAGCUCAGAGGUCCACAGUGAUCAGUCUGUCCAGCAGCAUCAACCAGACCUGGACUCCAUAUUUAUGAUGCUGGAGGAGAACAUUGCCACUUUUGUGAAGAACGAGCUGCAAAGAGUCCAGAGGGUCCUGAGACCAGAUUACCCAGAAUGCUUAGAGGUGUUGGAUGGUGAGGAUGAAGAGCAGAGGAGCAACAGAGAGGCAUUUCUGAAGAUCACACUCAACUUCCUGAGGAGCAUGAAGCAGGAGGAGCUGGCUGACUGUCUGCAGAGCAAAAGCCAUGCUACAAUUUGCCAACGUAAACUCAAAUCUCACCUGAAGAAGAAGUUCCGGUGUGUGUUUGAGGGGAUCGCUAAAGCAGGAAACCCAACCCUUCUGAAUCAGAUCUACACAGAGCUUUACAUCACAGAGGGAGGGACUGGAGAGGUCAAUGAUCAACAUGAGGUCAGACAGAUUGAAACAGCAUCCAGGAAACCAGUCAGACCAGAAACAACCAUCAGACAAGAAGACAUCUUUAAAGCCUCACCUGGAAGAGAUGGACCAAUCAGAACAGUGAUGACAAAGGGAGUGGCUGGCAUCGGGAAAACAGUCUUAACACAGAAGUUCACUCUGGACUGGGCUGAAGACAAAGCCAACCAGGACAUACAGUUCACAUUUCCAUUCACCUUCAGAGAGCUGAAUGUGCUGAAAGAGAAAAAGUUCAGCUUGGUGGAACUUGUUCAUCACUUCUUUACUGAAACCAAAGAAGCAGGAAUCUGCAGCUUUGAUCAGUUCCAGGUCGUGUUCAUCUUUGACGGUCUGGAUGAGUGUCGACUUCCUCUGGACUUCCCCAACACUGAGAUCCUGACUGAUGUUACAGAGUCCACCUCAGUGGAUGUGCUGCUGACAAACCUCAUCAGGGGGAAACUGCUUCCCUCUGCUCGCCUCUGGAUAACCACACGACCUGCAGCAGCCAAUCAGAUUCCUCCUGAGUGUGUUGACAUGGUGACAGAGGUCAGAGGGUUCACUGACCCACAGAAGGAGGAGUACUUCAGGAAGAGGUUCAGAGAUGAGGAGCAGGCCAGCAGGAUCAUCUCCCACAUCAAGACAUCACGAAGCCUCCACAUCAUGUGCCACAUCCCAGUCUUCUGCUGGAUCACUGCUACAGUUCUGGAGGAGGUGUUGAAAACCAGAGAAGGAGGAGAGCUGCCCAAGACCCUGACUGAGAUGUACAUCCACUUCCUGGUGGUCAACAUCAAGUAUCAUGGAAGAUCUGAGAGAGAUCCACACUGGAGUCCAGAGAGAAGGAAGAUGAUAAGGUCUCUUGGAAAACUGGCUUUUGAGCAGCUGCAGAAAGGAAACCUGAUCUUCCAUGAAUCAGACCUGACAGAGUGUGGCAUCGAUAUCAGAGCAGCCUCAGUGUACUCAGGAGUGUUCACACAGAUCUUUAAAGAGGAGAGAGUGCUGUACCAGGACAAGGUGUUCUGCUUUGUUCAUCUGAGUGUUCAGGAGUUUCUGGCUGCUCUUCAUGUCCAUCUGACCUUCUUCAACUCUGGAGUCAAUCUGUUGUCAGAAGAACAAACACCCUCCUGUUUACCUAUUGUAUUUAGAAAAAAACUAAAACAAGCUAAAAAAACUCUCUACCAGAGUGCUGUGGACAAGGCUUUACAGAGUCGAAAUGGACACCUGGACUUGUUGCUCCGCUUCCUCCUUGGUCUUUCAUUUGAGACCAAUAAAACACUCCUACGAGGCCUGCUGUCAGAGACAGGAAGUAGCUCAGAGAUCAAUCAGUCAACAGUCCAGUACAUCAAGAUGAAGAUCAGUGAGAAUCUGUCUCCAGAGAGAAGCAUCAAUCUGUUCCACUGUCUGAAUGAACUGAAUGAUCGUUCUCUAGUGGAGGAGAUCCAACAGUACCUGAGACCAGGAAGUCUCUCCACAGAGAAACUCUCUGCUGCUCAAUGGUCAGCUCUGGUCUUCAUCUUACUGUCAUCAGAAAAAGAUCUGGACGUGUUUGACCUGAAGAAAUACUCUGCUUCAGAGGAGGCUCUUCUGAGGCUGCUGCCAGUGGUCAAAGCCUCCAACAAAGCUCUGUAA